Molecule: messenger RNA, 1164 nt
Organism: Micromonas pusilla CCMP1545
Lineage: Eukaryota; Viridiplantae; Chlorophyta; Mamiellophyceae; Mamiellales; Mamiellaceae
Exons: 1
Coding region: 1-1164 (387 amino acids)
Source: RefSeq, a predicted model, not a curated record
AUGUCGUUCGCGUCAUCGCGCGCUCCGUGCACCGCGCGAUUCACUCCGGCGUCGUCGUCGUCGUCGUCGUCGUCUUCGCUUCCGCGGCGUCGCUUCGUCGCCGCGUGGCUAACCCCGAAUCGCGGACGAUUCCUCGGCCGAUUCCUCGGCGCGUCCGCCGCCGCGACCGGCUCGCCGGCCGCGGAGUCGCCGACGACGCCGACGACGCCGAAAACCACCGACGCCGCGCCCAUCGCGAGAAACAUCGGCGGGUGGAGAGACAACGCGUUCGAGACGUUCUGCGACGACGCGCUCGCGGACCCGCGCGCGCGCUCGGGCCUCCGCGCGAUCGAAACGCGGCACCCGGAGCUCGACGCCGCCGUCCUCCUCCUCGGGUUCUGGCUCGCGACGCACGAGGACGCGGCGAUGCGACGCGCGAUGACGCGCGCGCAGCUUCGGAACGCGACGAAGAUCUCCGAGCGAUGGCGCUGGCGCGUCGGCGAGAGCCUGAGUCGCGCGGAGGCGAGCCUGCGGGGGGAGGACCUGCGCGAUUCCGCGCCCGCGAUGGAGCUCGCGCGCGCGGUGCGAGACGUCGCGAACGAGACGGCGCGCGUGGAACGCGCGGCGCUGUGCGAGAUGGCGACGUCGGACGCGUGGUGGGGCAAAGAGCCGGAGAAGGAUACCGACGGCGACAAAAGCGAGCUCGAGCUCGAGGUGACGGGUCUGGGCGUCGUGCGCGGCGCGUCCGCGGUCGCGUGUCUCAACGCGCGGUCGUACGCGGAAUACCUCGGCUGGGACCUCAAGCGCGACGACUGGCGCGCGCUCAGGGGCGUCUUCGUCGGGUGCCUCCGCGCGCGCGGGCGCGUCGCCGCGGACGACGUGGACAUCGUGGGUGCCAACUCGGGGGGUGCCGAGGGGGGUGCCGAGGACGACGACGACGUCGCGCUGACGAACGCGGGGUGGCGCGUCGUCAGAGGCGCGAUCGACCCGCGGAUGGUUUCCCCGCGGCGGAUGGAGCAAAAGGCGGCCAACGCGCGGUACCUCGACGCGCGCCGGACGCUCGCGGCGGAGACCAAGCGAUGGAAGGCGACGUGCGAGGACUACAAGAGGGCGCGGAGGAUCGUGAAAGCGGCGAGGCACGAAGUGCACAAGUCCAGGAGAGCCGUGCGCGUGGAGUAUCGCUGA